GGCGGCGCUUGUUGGCAACAGAGUAGCGUCGCAACGACACUUUUUUUUCAGUCCCUGUAAAAGAGUUUGAGCAGGAACAGAGUUGUGUAUGUAGCAGGGGGGGUCGGGCUGCAUCUGGGGGGUGACUGCUGAUUUUCAGCACAUUUAUUUAUUUUUUUUUCUAUUUUAUUUUCCUCUUAUUUUGCUUGCUUCGAGCAAUCCGCUGCACGCGCGCACGCCGAUAUAUUUUGACGUACAGAUCUUCGUAUAGACCAUGAACAAACUCUAUGUGGGGAAUCUGAGUCCUUCGGUGACCGUGGAGGACCUGAAGCAGCUCUUCGGCGAGAGGAAGCUUCCCGUGACCGACCAGGUCCUGCUCAAAUCCGGUUAUGCCUUCGUGGACUUCCCUGACCAGAACUGGGCGAUUAAAGCCAUCGAAACCUUAUCCGGGAAAGUUGAAUUACAUGGGAAAGUGAUCGAGGUCGACUACUCGGUUCCUAAAAAACUAAGGAGUCGGAAGAUUCAGAUCCGGAACAUUCCUCCUGAUCUCCAGUGGGAGGUUUUGGACAGCCUAUUAGCAGAGCAUGGUACUGUAGAAAAUGUGGAACAAGUUAACACUGAUACAGAAACAGCAGUGGUGAAUGUGACAUAUUCAACAAAAGAAGAGGCUAAAAUAGCUGUAGAGAAGUUAACAGGACAGACGUUUGAGGAUUACUCUUUUAAAGUGUCUUAUAUUUUGGAUAUGGAUGCUGCUUCACCUCCACCUGCGACCCGGAAUCGUCGCAGUGGAAGGACUUCACGGGAACAGGACUCGCAGCCCGGGACCUCUGGAGGCUCCCUGGGGCCCCGGCAGAAACAGCCAGACUUCCCCCUGCGCAUGCUGGUGCCCACGCAGUUCGUGGGAGCUAUCAUUGGCAAGGAGGGGCUCACAAUCAAAAACAUCACCAAACAGACACAGUCUAAGGUGGACAUCCAUCGUAAGGAGAACGCAGGAGCGGCGGAGAAGCCGAUCAGCAUCCACUCCACUCCUGAGGGCUGCUCGGCCGCCUGCCGCAUGAUCAUGGACAUCAUGCAGAAAGAGGCUGAUGACACGAAGGUAACUGAGGAUAUUCCUCUGAAGAUCCUGGCCCACAAUAGUCUGGUUGGAAGACUGAUCGGGAAGGAGGGCAGGAACCUGAAGAAGAUUGAAGAGGAGACAGAGACCAAAAUAACCAUCUCCUCUUUACAGGACUUAUCUAUGUAUAACCCAGAGAGAACCAUUAUAGUGAAGGGGAGCAUCGAGGCCUGUUGUAGUGCUGAAGUGGAGAUCAUGAGAAAGCUGAGGGAAGCCUAUGAGAAUGACAUUGCUACUAUUAACCAACAAACCAACCUUAUCCCUGGGUUAAUUCCAAGUGCACUGGGCAUCUUUUCAACUGGUUUGUCAGUAUUGCCACCAGCUGCUGGGCCCAGAGGCAUCCCACCUGUACCCCCAGCUAGCUUCAACCCUUUUCUUGGUCACUCAUCACAGCUGGGUGGACUGUACAGUGUCCCGCCUGCUAGUGCCAUCUCUCACCAGCACACAGCUCCUGAACAGGAGGUGGUCUACCUCUUUAUUCCAACUCAGGCUGUUGGUGCUAUUAUUGGCAAGAAGGGCCAACAUAUUAAACAACUGGCCCAGUUCGCAGGAGCGUCUAUUAAGAUCGCACCUGCAGAGAGUCCUGACGUCACUCAGAGGAUGGUCAUCAUCACUGGCCCACCAGAAGCUCAGUUUAAGGCCCAGGGCAGGAUAUUUGGGAAACUGAAAGAAGAGAAUUUCUUUUCUGCAAAAGAGGAAGUGAAGCUGGAGACACAUAUAAAGAUGCCCUCUUCAGCAGCGGGGAGGGUCAUCGGGAAAGGCGGCAAAACGGUUAAUGAGCUGCAGAACCUAACCAGUGCAGAGGUCAUAGUGCCACGGGACCAAACCCCAGAUGAGAACGACGAGGUCUUUGUCAAAAUUAGUGGGCAUUUCUUUGCCAGCCAGACUGCACAGAGGAAAAUCAGGGAGAUCAUCCAGCAGGUGAAACAACAGGAGCAGAAGCACCAGCAAAGCGCCCCCGUGACACACAGUUCCAAGUGACCAUCAGGGCAGUCCCAGCGGGCACCUGCCAGUGAAUGUAGCCCUCCCAACUGGAAUCAGACCAGACCGGAUGAAGGGGACCGGCCGGGCAGACCAGCAGCCGUGGGAUCAAAACCAAAGAACUUCUUUCUGGGGGAGAUGAAGGAGCCACAGGCAGAAGGGCUCUGAGUGCACUGCCAGCUUGGGGAGGGGGGGAGGGGGAUGAAGCGCAAGGAAGACAAGCGUUCCUUGUAUCGUUCAAACACACCCUUAGUAUGAGAAGGGCAUCUGUUAUCAGGACGGGAAACAUCAGGGUUGCCCCAUGUAACAAUUUCUUUAUAAACUUCUUAAUUUAGGCUUAAUCUAGGGUUAAAGUGUUAGUUCACCCUCGAAGCAUCCUAGGUGUAUGUGACUUUCCUCUUUCAGAAUAAUCCAAUCAAAGUUAUAUUAAAAAUUGUCCUUGCUCUUCCAAGCCUAUCAGUGGGGGUAAG
Molecule: messenger RNA, 2544 nt
Organism: Carassius auratus (goldfish)
Lineage: Eukaryota; Metazoa; Chordata; Actinopteri; Cypriniformes; Cyprinidae
Product: insulin-like growth factor 2 mRNA-binding protein 2
Exons: 16
Coding region: 254-2074 (606 amino acids)
Molecular function (GO): RNA binding
Source: RefSeq, a predicted model, not a curated record